Messenger RNA from Topomyia yanbarensis, 1067 nucleotides. RefSeq names its product CDGSH iron-sulfur domain-containing protein 2 homolog (gene Cisd2). The record is from RefSeq and is a predicted model, not a curated record. The transcript is spliced from 4 exons. NCBI's taxonomy places the organism in Eukaryota, Metazoa, Arthropoda, Insecta, Diptera, Culicidae. Gene Ontology annotation, molecular function: 2 iron, 2 sulfur cluster binding. Gene Ontology annotation, cellular component: mitochondrial outer membrane; intracellular membrane-bounded organelle. Gene Ontology annotation, biological process: regulation of autophagy. Bases 183 to 581 code for a protein of 132 amino acids.
GCUGGAUCAGUGGGUGCACUGCAUUCGCGAACUGUCAGUACCACGAACCCAUUCGGUAGCUGAUCGUUGUGCAAGGAAACAACAGAGCACCAUCUAGUUUUUCUACCUGUUUCGGAUUAAAUCACUGUCUUCUAGGAGUAUUAGAAAGUAUUAGCAGCAUCAAUAUAUAGAGAAAGAGCAGAAUGGAAACAUUUUCGGGACUGGUGAAAACCACACUGCCAAACUAUCUGGCCGGUUUGCCCAUUCCUAACAGCAUCGGUGGAUGGUUUCGGCUGGGAUUCAGGGAUUGGCUCUCGCUGAUUCCACCGACCGCCGCCCUCGGCGGUCUAGUGUACAUGUCGUAUCUGGCCUUCUGUCCCGAGGCACGACCGAAACCAAGCACUAAGGUUAACCGCAAGAUUCGCAUGUCCGAGGGUAAGGUGGUGGACAUGAUCGACAUCGAAGAUAUCGCCGAGAAGGCUGCCUUCUGCCGCUGCUGGAAGUCCAACAAUUGGCCGUACUGUGAUGGAUCGCACGGUUCCCACAAUAAGGAAUGCGAGGAUAAUCUCGGCCCAGUGGUUGUCCAGCGCAAGAAGAACUAAGCUGAGAACGUUCUCUAGGGGCUGGAUUUCACUGCUGGCUGUUGAAUAGUGCUUUUCUUAUAGUUACAUCCAUGGAAUUAAGAGCCAACGAAAACGCGCAUUAUGCCUCAUACAUUUAGCCACUUGCAAUCUAGAAGAUAUACUUAAACUAGAAGGAGGAAGAGCAUUAAGAUUUAAUUUCUCAUCAAUUCGUUAUUUUUCUGUUCCCAAUCAAUUGAAAGAUUGAGUCAUGCGAUUGGAAAAUAUUUAUCUGCUUAAACAUAAACAUUAAAAAAUCACAGCAUGAUUCAGCUGCUUCAAUGUUCUGUUGAUAUUAGGUUUUUGCGUGUAAACGCAAACAUACAAAGAAGUGCUUGUAAAAUUGAUAAAUCUAAACUGGCGAAUGUUAUAAACAAUUGUCACAAUUGGGUUCACUAUUAGAGACUGGUGAAGGCUGUUAGGUAAAAAAAACAAAGAACAAUAAAUUGAUUGAAACGUUGAGUUGAA